Plectropomus leopardus (leopard coralgrouper) is the source of this 2206-nucleotide messenger RNA. It is a transcript of the gene celf5a, whose product is annotated as cugbp, Elav-like family member 5a. Gene Ontology annotation, molecular function: RNA binding. The record is from RefSeq and is a predicted model, not a curated record. NCBI's taxonomy places the organism in Eukaryota, Metazoa, Chordata, Actinopteri, Perciformes, Serranidae.
GCUUGCUCUCUCACAGUGUGUGUGUGUGUGUGUGUGUUGUCAUUAUUAUCCACUCUGCUCCCAGCUCAGAAUGGCCAGAUUCACUCAGACUGAAACAAGAAGGCAGCACCAUCCACAGCAGCCCCAGCCCGCUCACUCCAGCCUGGUUUUCACCGGACCGGGGGCACCACCGACCCAACAACCACUACUACUUAUCCCACAUCAGCACCAGUACCCUCAGAUCACAUUUCCGAAACCCAUGAACGGGUCAGAACCCAUUUCAAUUCAUCCGGAGAGCGGCAACAUGAAAGACCAAGAUGCCAUUAAGCUGUUUAUCGGGCAGAUACCGCGGAACUUGGAAGAAAAAGACCUGAAACCCCUGUUUGAACAGUUUGGGAAAAUCCACGAACUGACAGUUCUCAAGGACCGAUACACCGGCAUGCACAAAGGCUGUGCAUUCCUCACCUACUGCGCCCGAGAGUCGGCCAUCAAAGCCCAGAACGCCCUCCAUGAACAGAAAACACUGCCAGGGAUGACUCGCCCCAUCCAGGUGAAACCGGCUGACAGCGAGAGUCGUGGAGAAGACAGGAAGUUGUUUGUCGGGAUGCUGAACAAACAACAGACAGAGGAGGAUGUUUACCGCCUCUUCGAACCAUACGGAGUCAUCGAAGAAUGCACGGUCCUAAGAGGUCCUGACGGAAACAGCAAAGGUUGCGCCUUUGUCAAGUUCUCCACACAUACUGAGGCUCAGUCUGCAAUCAGUGCCCUCCACGGUAGCCAGACCAUGCCAGGUGCUUCCUCCAGCUUGGUGGUCAAGUUUGCCGACACAGACAAGGAGCGCACCAUCAGACGUAUGCAGCAGAUGGUUGGGCAGUUUGGCAUCUUCAACCCAGCCAUCGCCCUUCCCUUCAGCACCUACAGCUCUUACGCACAUGCGCUCAUGCAGCAGCAGGCAGCCAUCAUGGCAGCAAGCCACGGAGGUUACCUCACGCCUAGUGUGGCUUUCCCCGCCACACAGAUCCACCAGAUGGGGGCGCUCAACAUCAACAGCCUCCCACCCACCCCCAUGACCCCGGUGUCGGGUGAGUUUCAUCAAGCCCUGGCAGGCCUCAGUUCUCCACCAGCCAACAUCACCACCUCCGCCGUGCCCAGCAUCGUAACGCCCAUCGUCAACGGAUUCACCGGCAUUCCUCAUCAGCCAAACGGACACCCCGCUGUGGAGACUGUGUACACCAACGGCCUGCCGCCAUACUCCACCCAGAGCCCCACCGCUGCUGACACCCUCCAGCAAGCCUUCACUGGAGUACAGCAAUACACAGCGAUCUACCCAGCCACCACGCUGACUCCCAUUGGCCAGACACUGCCCCAACCACCCCAGGUCAUCCAGCAGCAGCAGCAGAGAGAAGGUGAGGGUCCGGAGGGUUGUAACCUGUUCAUCUACCACCUGCCACAGGAGUUUGGAGACAAUGAACUCAUGCAGAUGUUUCUGCCCUUCGGCACCGUCAUCUCCUCUAAGGUCUUCAUGGACCGGGCAACCAACCAGAGCAAGUGCUUCGGUUUCGUGAGCUUCGACAACCCUGCUAGUGCACAGGCAGCUAUUCAAGCCAUGAAUGGCUUUCAGAUUGGGAUGAAGAGGUUGAAAGUCCAGUUAAAGAGACCGAAGGAUGCCAGCCGCCCUUACUGACACAGCCUACCUUCAGUAUUCUUUGCAGCAGCACAGGUUUUAGAGGACACGUGAAGAUAUCUCGGAGGAGUUUAACUUUUUUUCUUUGAAAGCAAAAUAUGUUUUAAAAAAAUCAACACAUAAGGAAAUUUUGAAGACAUAUCAGCAUUUACUUAUGAAGAUAUAGGUUCCGGCAGAAAAGGAAGAUGCGAAAGAGGAGGAGGCGCUUCACCGGGGGACUUAACAGUAACAGAUGGCACAGUGCAAGAAAGACGUGAAGAAGAAAAAAAAACUGAAAAAAGAUGUGAUGAGACUGAACAACAGAACUUUUUUCUUGUUGAGACUUGAAUUGUUAAUUAAGCAACAAACUAACAAACAAAAAAGCAGCAACAACAAAUAGAUUUCUAUAUACAUAUUAUAUACACAUAUAUAUAAGGAAAGAGGCGCUUGUGGCUUUUACUGUACUGGACAAAUGAGGGUUAAAACUUGAAGAUCAAGAAAAACAGUGGAAAAAAGAAGCUAUUCUAUUCGUCCACUGACAGACUUUCUUUCUCUUUCCCUCUU